Molecule: messenger RNA, 3362 nt
Organism: Conger conger (European conger)
Lineage: Eukaryota; Metazoa; Chordata; Actinopteri; Anguilliformes; Congridae
Product: ras-related protein Rap-2a
Exons: 2
Coding region: 775-1326 (183 amino acids)
Biological process (GO): Rap protein signal transduction; negative regulation of cell migration
Cellular component (GO): plasma membrane
Molecular function (GO): GDP binding; GTPase activity; GTP binding
Source: RefSeq, a predicted model, not a curated record
GUGAGAGGAACAGAACCGUGGGCGAGGUUUGUGGUGAAUGGAGCCGGUCAUUGGGCUCUGUGCACAUCCGUCAUGUGGGGAAAGACCCAUCGUUCUUGGUACGGAAGCCGAAAGGAGCCUGGUUGGUUACGCGGCCGUGGGUCUCCACCCGAGAGUAUGGCGGACGUGAAUGUAUUGGUGAGAGAGUAAGCCACGGAGAGAGGAUGGAAAAGAAACGCAGAAUGGACUUGUUUUUAUUAACUUUAAAGACACGUUUUAUUUGACCAGUCUUGUUCGGCUAAGGUAAAGCCAAUCUUUUUAAAGAAAAAAAUAAUUUCGGUGUGUCCUGUUUUUUUUCCUCAGGACGGUUUUCACAGGAGCAAGUUUUGUUUUUAUCAUGCUGAGGCUAGCGAGCUAGAAUGGUGAGCGAAGCAAAUGAGAAAGCACAAGUUGUUCAUUACAAACCUUUUUGUUUUGCAUUGGUGCAGAUUUGGACAUUGCAAUCGUCUGACUAGCAAAUACCACUCAUCAGUGUCUCUUCUGCCUGGAGGAAUUUCUGCAAUGAAGCCAAUUUUCAGGCGGCGACUCUUUGUGUUCUGGCUGUUUAGCUAUUUCCUAUAGCUAAAGGGAUAGCUUGUUAGUUGAGGAUAUUUGUGCCCAUUCAGAGAUGGAACACCAUUGCUAAUUUGCGGUGUUAAGUCGAGGGUUAUUUAUUUCCCUCCAAUGUCGACGUAAGUCUAGUUGGUGGUAUUCGCAAUUCACUUGCAUUCGCGGAAUUAAUUUAGAUAGCUAGAAAUGCGCGAAUAUAAAGUCGUGGUUCUCGGGAGCGGUGGGGUUGGAAAGUCCGCACUCACAGUGCAAUUUGUGACAGGGACCUUUAUAGAGAAAUACGACCCGACAAUCGAGGAUUUUUAUCGCAAAGAAAUUGAGGUUGAUUCUUCGCCUUCGGUACUGGAGAUCCUCGACACGGCUGGCACCGAGCAGUUUGCUUCCAUGAGGGACCUCUACAUCAAAAACGGCCAGGGGUUCAUAUUGGUCUACAGCCUUGUCAACCAGCAGAGCUUCCAGGAUAUCAAGCCUAUGAGGGAUCAGAUCAUUAGAGUGAAAAGGUACGAGAAGGUGCCCGUGAUCCUGGUGGGGAAUAAAGUGGACUUGGAGAGCGAGCGGGAGGUGUCAUCAGGGGAGGGGCAGGCUCUGGCCGAGGAGUGGGGCUGCCCCUUCAUGGAGACGUCGGCCAAGAGCAAAACCAUGGUGGACGAACUGUUCGCCGAGAUCGUGCGACAGAUGGACUACGCCGCCCAGCCAGACAAGGAUGACCCCUGCUGCUCCUCCUGCAAUAUACAAUAGCCCCAAAGCCGGGGAGGGGCUGAGGAGCAGGAAACCGCACACGAGGGUCACAAACACGUUCAGACACCAAGCAAAGAAACAAACUAACACAAAAAUAAACACGAGGGUGGAAUCCGUGACGCCAUUUACCAUUUGAUACAUGUAACUUGUCCUAAGCAGUGCUUUAAUAUUGAUAAUCAUGUGAUUAAACUCCCAAGAGAGGGGUCCUGAUAGAUAAUGGCAGAAGUUCUUGCCGAACUGGAUUUUUCUGUCCACACGCCUUACGUUUCCCCGUUUCCAGCUCUUGGGCAAGUUCACUGGGGGUGCAAAGAAAUACAUUGUGAUUGCUUCAAGAUGUCAGGGAGCAGGUUCUUGUUUUGUUCUUGAGGUUUGAUUUGGUUGUGUUCCUUCAGUUGUUUUUACAUUUUCCCUUUUAUGUUCACCUGACCCAGUUCUUUGGUUGUGACGGCCAGUGUGAGAGUGUUUCUUCUGAAGGUCCCCUGACAGAGCAGUAGAUAUGUAUGCCACUGCCCUGAGCAUAAGAGAUUAUCCCCUCAUCCACUUGUUUUAAACAUUGAUGAGUCAUUGUUUGUGUACCAGGUUUCUCCUGAGCUGGGAAGGAGAAGCCAAGGGGAUUCUUUUCUCUUUUUCUUCACCAAAACAACUAAAGAUGCAGCAGAACCAACACCCCAAAGGGGGUGAGAAGAGACAUCUUGACUGAACCUCUCAUCACGGUGUGCUGUGACCUACCCUCUGUGGAGAUCCCAUGUAAUCAGUGUGUGAAACCGACACUUUAUUUUAUUUUUCCCCAUGUAACCCAUGAUUUCCACUAUUUUAGGUUUGUCUGACAACCAAAUUGUGAAAGACAGUUUUGUUUCCAAUAGAACAAGGAUUCAGUAUUCCAAUAUGAGUAGGUUUUUGUGUGCUGCCAUUUCUGUAGGAUUUUCUGAAUUCCCAGCAGCCAUUUUGUCUGCAAUCAUUUGGUAUCCAGGCACAAGAGAGUCAGGGCUGCUUAGUGCACUGUCCACUCUCAUCGCCAAAAAUUUCAUUAGGCCUCACUUCUCUUUCUAUUCACAAUUGUCUGAUUGUACUGGUAGAUCUGGUAGUGAAACAAACCAUAAUAAAUGGUAACCUAGCUGCAGACCUGUGUAAAUAUUCUGUAUGGAAGGCUUAAGCGCUUCAAAAUACUCUGAUUCAGCAAGUGGGAUUGUCAGCUGUGUGCGUGGCUAGCAAAUAACAAAGGAUCAUUGUUUGCAGUGGUUUUUAAGCGGUCAAGGUUUGUGAGCAGAACACGGUUCAUCCUGGGUUAGACUUCAGGAACUGGACACUUUGUAAACUGUAUUGUCUGUAUUGCGAUGUGAAUAGACCUAUCCAGUUGCCAUUUUCAUUGAUCAUCAAAGACAUACCCCAUUCCCACACACACGUGAAUGGUGAAAUGGUUAUAGUAUGACACCAGGACAGUAAGAAAUAUCUUGUGAAGUGACAUGAUUGCUUCAAGGUAUUCUUUUUACCCCACUUUUUCUGGGGAAAGGACUAAACAUUUCAAAUGCAGUGUGUUUUAUUUUUACCUGAGCCAUUUUGAAUACUGAGCAGCACAGUAAACCCACAGUGGUUUCUGAUGAAGUGUUGAGAGGAAUCGCCCUUUGGUCCCCAAGGAGAGUUUUAACAGCUUCAACUACGGGCAGCUUGUGAGUGUCUGCUUUUCAUUAAUUGUGAUUUAUUUUAUUUUUUAUUACUUGCUUUGCUUCAUAAACACUGUUCUGUUCUUGAAGAAACCGAACUUCAGGGGAAGAUUACAAAGCAAUUUUUUUUUGAGUUGGGACCAAAUACAUAACUCAUCCACAUCCGGACUCAGUUCCCAGGGUGUAGCCCAAAUUCAGCGUGCAGUUCAGCAACAUUCUCCUUUAGAUAAAUAAUGCUGCACUUUCUAUGACUUCAAAAUGUUUGACAUCAAGAGGGGUGGAAAAUGAAUGGCACCUCCCUGCUCUGUCAAGGUUGAAUAGCAGUGACAUGAUGAUGAUGAUAACAAUAACAAUAAUAAAAAUGAAAGAGUGAAA